UAGCCGUUGCCUCGCCUCGUGCCCUCUCCUCGUCUUCUUCCUCUGCCCCUCUCUGCGCCAUUGCCAGACGCGCCACAUUUAUCACUCACUCCGUGCUCCUCUACUUCACUCCUCUCUCUUCUUCUUCCUCCUCCUCCUCCGUCCGAACAAAUCGUCUUCUUCCCCACUGCUUCUUCUUCCGUCCGAAACAAGAUUCGCGAUGCUGCUGCGACCAAGCAGCCAUGGCGCCACCUCCAUGGCGGCGCUGCUCACCGCCCUGCAACUCUCCGCUCUGCUCCUCCUGGCGCCAUCCCCGGCGGCCGCCGCGCACCGCCGCCACCCCACCGGCGACGGGGUCAUCAUCAGCGAGGCGGACUACCAGGGGCUGCAGGCAAUCAAGCAUUCCCUCACCGACCCGCUCAACGUGCUCCAGUCAUGGAACGCCACGGGGCUCAACGGCGCCUGCUCGGGGCUCUGGGCGGGGAUCAAGUGCGUCAACGGCAGCGUCGUCGCCAUCUCCCUUCCCUGGCGGUCGCUCUCCGGCACGCUCUCCGCCCGGGGGCUCGGGCAGCUCGUCGCGCUCCGCCGGCUCAGCCUCCACGACAACGCCAUCGCCGGCCAGAUCCCGACCUCGCUGGGGUUCCUCCCGGAUCUCCGCGGGCUCUACCUCUUCCACAACCGCUUCUCCGGCGCGGUGCCUGUGGAGCUCGGACGGUGUUUGUUGCUCCAGUCCUUCGAUGCCAGCAGCAACCUCCUCACCGGCGGGGUUCCCGCCGCCAUUGCCAACUCCACCAAGCUCAUCCGGCUUAAUCUCAGCCGGAACGCGCUCUCCGGCGAAAUCCCCGCCGAGGUCGCCGCGUCGAGCUCGCUCCUCUUCCUCGACCUGUCAUGGAACAAGCUCUCCGGCGCCAUCCCCGACGCCUUCGCCGACUCGUCGUCUACUUCCUCCUCCGACCGGAAAGAGCUCGCCAUCGCCGGGAGCGGCAACCACCAGCUCGUCUUCCUCGAUCUGUCCCACAACGCGGUCUCGGGCCCGCUGCCGGAGUCGCUGGCGGGGCUUCCGAAGCUCCAGACGCUCGACCUCUCCGCGAACAAGCUCAACGGCUCCGUCCCGCCGAGCUUCGGCAACCUCACCGGUGGACUCAAGGCCUUCAACGUCUCCUACAACGACCUCGCCGGCGCGGUGCCGGCCUCGCUGGCGCAGAAGUUCGGCGCCGAAGCCUUCGCCGGGAACCUCCUCCUCUGCGGCUACUCUGCUUCGUCCCCGCCCUGCCCCGAGUCUCCGCCUUCUUCUCCGGCGCCGGCGGAGGAGCAAAAUGGCAGCCACGGCCGCAAGUUCAGCCCCAGGGAGCUCGCGCUGAUCAUCGCCGGCAUCGUCAUCGGCGUGCUCGUCCUGCUCUGCCUCUGCUGCCUCCUCCUCUGUUUGCUCUCCAGGAAGAAGAAGUCGUCUCCCUCGAGCGCUCGAGCUCGGAGCGGCGGGAAGCAGCAGCAGGCGUCGUCGGCGGCGAGCAAGGACGCCGCCGGAAGGGGCGAGAAGCCGGGGUCGGAGGCGGCGGAGUCGGGCGGCGAGGUGGGCGGCAAGCUGGUGCACUUCGACGGGCCGCUGGCGUUCACCGCCGACGACCUGCUGUGCGCGACGGCGGAGAUCAUGGGGAAGAGCACCUAUGGCACCGUGUACAAGGCCACGCUGGAGGACGGCAGCCUCGUCGCCGUCAAGCGGCUCCGGGAGAAGAUCACCAAGGGACACAAGGAAUUCGAGGCCGAGGCGGCGGCGCUCGGCAAGCUCCGCCACCGGAAUCUCCUCUCGCUCCGGGCCUACUACCUCGGCCCCAAAGGGGAGAAGCUCCUCGUCUUCGACUUCAUCCCCCAAGGCAGUCUCUCCGCCUUCCUCCACGCGAGGGCGCCGAACACGGCGGUGAACUGGGCGGCGAGGAUGGGGAUCGCGAAGGGGACGGCGCGGGGGCUGGCGUACCUCCACGACGAGGCGAGCAUCGUGCACGGCAACCUCACGGCCAGCAACGUGCUCCUCGACGACGGCGAGCCGAAGAUCGCGGACGUGGGGCUGUCGAGGCUGAUGACGGCGGCGGCGAACUCGAGCGUGCUGGCGGCGGCGGGCGCGCUGGGGUACCGGGCGCCGGAGCUGUCGAAGCUGAAGAAGGCGAGCGCCAAGACGGACGUGUACAGCCUGGGGGUCAUCCUGCUGGAGCUGCUUACGGGCAAGUCGCCGGCGGACACCACCAACGGCAUGGACCUGCCGCAGUGGGUGGGCUCCAUCGUCAAGGAGGAGUGGACCAGCGAGGUGUUCGACCUCGAGCUCAUGAGGGACGCGGCGGCCGGCGGCGGCCAGGAGGGCGACGAGCUCAUGGACACGCUCAAGCUCGCGCUGCAGUGCGUCGAGGCGUCGCCCGCCGCGAGGCCCGAGGCCAGGGAGGUGCUCCGGCAGCUCGAGGAGAUCCGCCCUGGCUCUGCGCCUGAGGCCGCCGGACGCAGCGAGGAAGGAGGCCAUGGCGAUGUUGCUUCUGCGAGCAACGAGUGAGCUGCUGCAAUUCUUGCAGGAAUCAGAGGAAGAAGAGAGGGGAAUAUGGUCAAUCGACGAGGUUUUAGUUAGACAUAUAUUUGCAGGAAAUUCUUUGAUUCAUUUGCAGCUGGUAGUACUAGUAUAUUGUCAUUAGUUCAAGGAGAGGGAAUCAUAUAUCCCUCCUGUUUUCAAUUUCAAUUUCUAGUCUGUAUAUGCAAAAAUGUUAUUUGCACUAGAACUAGAACAAUCUCUCUGUUCAGAAAAAUUCAUUCCAAUUAGUAGUAAGAGACAAGAGUUUUGCUUCGGUUA
This is a messenger RNA of Brachypodium distachyon (stiff brome), 2806 nucleotides long. Its product is annotated as probable leucine-rich repeat receptor-like protein kinase IMK3. The coding region runs from base 200 to 2515 and encodes 771 amino acids. The record is from RefSeq and is a predicted model, not a curated record. Gene Ontology annotation, molecular function: protein binding; protein kinase activity; ATP binding. The transcript is spliced from 2 exons. Gene Ontology annotation, biological process: protein phosphorylation. Lineage: Eukaryota; Viridiplantae; Streptophyta; Magnoliopsida; Poales; Poaceae.